AUGGACACACCGACAAGUCCAAUACAAUCACAACAAAAUACGCUGUUGGAAAAUUUGAUCGAAGCCGAGAAAGCAGCAGAGAAUCUAAGAAAUAAGCUUUCGUUUGUCAUAAGAGAAUAUGUGGAAGAGGCAAGAAAUGAUUCUUCAAUGUCAUCUUUGGCGCUGGAUGUUUCCAAAAUAUCUGUUCUAAAGGGAGACCCAACAAAAGCACAAUUCGCAUCCAGUCCCAACUUAUCCGGCGUAGGAGCAUUGCAAGAUGAUUUUGCCAAAAGUCGUCUCAAACGCUUCGAGAGCGCGUCGACAUCAAAUUUGGUACCGAAAAAAACUCCAAAUGAAAAACCAUCAAAACUUCGACGCAUAUCACCUAAUGUUUUUAAAUUAAAAAAGGAUAGUUUGAAACCAGAAAAGCCGAAAUUGACAGAAAGUAAAGGCAGCAAAAUAGCCAGUUUGCUUAGGCCAAAAAUAGCAACACCUGUUACAAGACCGACAGAAUUCAGUCCAAGUAUGAGCGCCACCAAGAAGAAGUUCAACCAUAUCAAAUCUACUAUACCAAGACCCACACCUGUGAAGAAAGAGUAA
Molecule: messenger RNA, 579 nt
Organism: Diatraea saccharalis (sugarcane borer)
Lineage: Eukaryota; Metazoa; Arthropoda; Insecta; Lepidoptera; Crambidae
Source: the annotation of a GenBank genome assembly